AUGGCCGAUAUCGAAAAAUACUUUACCUACGAUGGGCGACUCGCGUCUUUUCGUAAAACCACAAAGAAACGCGGGUCUACCGUUGGACGUGGCGCCAAACCACUCAACUGGCCACACAAACAAAUCACACCUGCGAGUCUUGCAAAAGCUGGAUUCUACUUCAACCCGAGCCCCGACAAUCCUGACAACUGCACAUGUUUUCUCUGUCAGAAGGGUCUCGACGGCUGGGAAGCUGGCGAUGAUCCCUUGGUAGAACAUGUGACGCAUGCCUCCCACUGUGGCUGGGCCAUUGUUAAAGCCAUCGAAGCCGAGAUUGAAGAAUACUUCAAGCAGGACCCAACGCUACCUCGCAUGGUCGAGGCCCGAGAAGCUACGUUUGGUACCAGAUGGCCACACGAAGGCAAGAAGGGAUGGCAGUGCAAAACGAAACAGCUUGUUGAGUCAGGAUGGGUUUACACCCCAACUGACGAAUCCGAUGACAUGGCAACAUGCAUGUAUUGCCAACUUGCACUGGAUGGCUGGGAACCCGAGGACAAGCCCUACGACGAGCAUUAUAAACGUUCCCCGAACUGCGCCUUCUUUUCACUCACGAGCGAACCCGAGCCAUCACCGAAGCAGAUUGGCCGUAGCAAGGCGACCAGAGGAUCAAAGGUGUUCCGAGCGUCAACCCAAUCAGUGCAGUCCGUUUUCACUACUGCUACAGAGACAAACGCUGUUGACGAAACUGCCGAGCCAGAAGAUAGCAUCCUCACCACUACGUCGAUGGCCCAAGGCAAGAAACCUCGUGCGAAGAAGGCUACAGCUAAGGCUACAAAAGGAGGCCGAAAGAAGACUAAGAAGGAGACGACCCCUGUCGAUGAUGCAAGCGAUGCUGAGGACGAGAGCGAUAUCAUCAGCAGACCUCCCCCUCCCGCCAAAUCAACACGCGGCCGAAAGCGAGGCAGCGUGGCUAUCGACGAUUCCAUGAUGAGCACAGCCAGUGCACCGGCGACCAAGAAACGAGCAGUCAAGACACGAGCCAGCGCGGCUGAAUCAUCUAUGGCAUCUGAGGACACAGCCGUGCCCGAUGCCCCCACCCUUUCCAAGGCCAAGGGCGGUCGACAGUCCAAAACCCGCAAGCCAUCUGCCACUAUAUCGAUGGCAAACACAUCUAUUGUUUCGCUACGUGCUACGCCGGAAGCCUUUCCAGAUGAUGACGAAAUCGAAAGACAGUUGGAGGCGGAUCUUGAGCGUCAGCCUACCGACGAGGAGUUUGUAUACGAAUAUCGACGUCCAUCAACUCAACCGGAGACAAAGCCAGUAGAGGAAACGAUAAAGAAGUCGGCCGCCUACAAAAUGCUUGACCCUGAACCGUCAGAACCAGACGAGGCAGAGGUUGAUGGCGAGCUGAAAGCCCUCCAACACGAGAUGGAGGUGAAUGAGCCCGAAAAGGAGCUAAAGGUUGCCAAGAAAGGCCGCAAGGCAGCUGGUACCCGAAAAGCUUCCAAGCAAACUAAAGCCAAAAAGACAAAAGAGCCAUCUCCAUUUCCAUCUCCAUUACCUCCUACGCCACCACCAGUCCAGUCCAUCGAAAUCGAAGUUGAAGAGCAAGAUGAAGACAGUGUUAUGAGCCCUGAUACUGUAGUGAAGAAUGCUGAUUCUGUCGAUUCAAUGGCUGAGAAGCGCGGGAAAACGAAGAAGAGGAAAUCAUCCAUGGCUUCUGAGGACUCUGUUGAUAUGAUGACGUACGUGGAGCAAAACGAAACUCGCGUCAAACGUGGAAGUGUACUAGAUGAGGAGGCGGAAGAAUCGCCAGAGCCCUCACCGACACCGUCCCCAGGACCCAGCGCUCAGUUGACGAGCGAAGCACAUGACGCCGCUGAUUUGAACGAUGAUGAUUUACUAGCAGCGGAUGAUGAUAUGAAAAUUGCAGAAGACCCUAUCGAGACUGCUACUUCGCCGAUAGCACCGUGGGCGGCAGAAGCACCGUCUACACCUGGUCCAAUGAUAUCACCGGCCGUUUCUGCGAGGCAAGCAGCACUGUCGCCGUCACAAUCGCCUCAGUCGUCUGACGCAGAGAACCAGCCGCCAUCUUCCAGGCCCAGCGCAACAACGAAGCGUGUCGCACUGGCACCACUUACUGCGACUCCUUCGCGCAUGUCCCCUUCGAAGCGCAACGUCAUUGCGGGGUUACAGAGUACGACACCAUGGUCAGCAGCCAAUCUGGAUGUCGUCUUUGGCACUCCAAAGAUAGGGACUGACAAGGAGAAUGGUGUGGAACGGUUACUCAAGCAAGGCAAGGAAUUGAGCAGCCCUGAAAAACAAAUGACAGUUGAGGAGUGGAUCCAUUUCAACGCCGGAGAAGCUGAGAAGAAGCUCAAGCACGAAUGUGAACGAAUGGUUAGUCUGUUUGAGAGCGAGGGUACAAGAGCUAUGAAUGUGCUCGAAGGCUUGGCCGCUGAGUAA
Molecule: messenger RNA, 2445 nt
Organism: Cordyceps militaris CM01
Lineage: Eukaryota; Fungi; Ascomycota; Sordariomycetes; Hypocreales; Cordycipitaceae
Product: chromosome segregation protein BIR1, putative
Exons: 4
Coding region: 1-2445 (814 amino acids)
Source: RefSeq, a predicted model, not a curated record